AUGGUGAGUACCGCAGAGAAGCGGGACUCAGUGAUUUUUGAGGAUGUGGCCGUGGUCUUUAGCCAGGAAGAGUGGGCUUUGCUGGAUUUUUCUCAGAGGCAACUCUACAGAGAUGUGAUGAUGGAGACCUUCAGGAACCUGGAAUCAGCAUUUGUGGAUCAGUCAUCAUUCAAGCAUCACAUCAGAUCUCACACUGGUUACAAAUCUCAUCAUUGUACAGAAUGUGGAGAAAACUGCAUUUGUCCUUCUUACCUAAAACCUCCUCAUGUAAGAACUCACAGUGGAGAAAGACCUUAUGAAUGUAAGGAAUGUGGAAAAGCCUUUAGUUAUUUCUCAAGCCUCACUAGACAUAUACGAACUCACAGUGGGGAGAGGCUUUUUAAAUGUAAGAAAUGUGGGAAAGCCUUUAGUCGUUCCUCAAUCCUUGCUACACAUAUACGAACUCACAGCGGAGAGAGGCCUUAUGAAUGUAAGGAAUGUGGGAAAACCUUUAGUCGUUCCUCAAACCUCACUAGACAUGUAAGAAGUCACAGUGGAGAGAGGGCCUAUGCAUGUAAGGAAUGUGGGAAAGCCUUUAGUCUGUCUUCACACCUUACUAGACAUUUAAGAACUCACAGUGGAGAGAAGCCAUAUGAAUGUAAGGAGUGUGGGAAAGCCUUUGGUAGUUCUUCAUCCCUCACUACACAUAUACGAACUCACAGUGGAGAGAAGCCGUAUGAAUGUAAGGAAUGUGGGAAAGCCUUUACUCAUUCAUCAGCCCUCACUACACAUAUAAGAUCUCACAGUGGAGAGAGGCCUUAUGAGUGUAAGGAAUGUGGGAAAGCCUUUAUUUGUUCUUCCUCCCUCACUACACAUACACGAACUCACAGUGGAGAGAAGCCGUAUGAAUGUAAGGAAUGUGGGAAAGCCUUUAGUUUUUCCUCAUCUCUCACUAUACAUAUAAGAUCCCACAGUGGGGAGAGACCUUAUGAAUGUAAGGAAUGUGGGAAAGCCUUUAGUCGGUCCUCACACCUUAGGACACAUGUAAAAACACACAGUGAAGAAAGACCUUAUGGAUGUAAAGAGUGUGGGAAAGCCUUUAAGCAGUUUGCACAACUCACUAGACAUAUAAAAGUUCACAGUGGAGUGAAGCCUUAUGAACACAAAGAAGGUGGGAAAGCCUUUAGUCUGUUCUCACAUCUCAGUGACCAUAUUAGAUCUCACAGAGGCGAUAACCUACAUAGUAUGUAUGAAUGUGGGAAAGCCUUUAGUUUUUCCUCACUCAUAAGUAAACAUGUAAGAACUCACAGUGGAGGAAGGCCUAAUGUAUGUAAGGAAUGA
Molecule: messenger RNA, 1320 nt
Organism: Chrysochloris asiatica (Cape golden mole)
Lineage: Eukaryota; Metazoa; Chordata; Mammalia; Afrosoricida; Chrysochloridae
Product: zinc finger protein 791-like
Exons: 5
Coding region: 1-1320 (439 amino acids)
Biological process (GO): regulation of transcription by RNA polymerase II
Cellular component (GO): nucleus
Molecular function (GO): DNA-binding transcription activator activity, RNA polymerase II-specific; RNA polymerase II cis-regulatory region sequence-specific DNA binding
Source: RefSeq, a predicted model, not a curated record